UGAUCAUAACAUUGCCGACUUCAUCAUGGCUGGAGAGCCAACGAGUUUUCAGUUAGUUCAGAAUUUACCUUGCAUUGUGCUCUCUCGUUGAAACGCGCUUUAUUUCUCUUUGAGAUGCGGUUUAAAUUUUGUGAUAUUUGUUAGAUUGUGAGUGCCUGUUAACAUCCAUCAAACCGUUACUGGACAUCACAUCAAAGAAAAUGAUCUCAAGUUUAUUAUCUCGACUAGUAAUAUUGGUGUUCGGCACCUUAUACCCUGCAUACGCUUCCUACAAGGCUGUCAAAUCGAAAAACGUCAAAGAAUACGUGAAAUGGAUGAUGUACUGGAUAGUAUUCGCACUUUUUACUUGUGCAGAAACCCUGACUGACCUUUUCUUUAGCUUUUGGUUUCCAUUCUAUUACGAAAUCAAAAUUCUCAUUGUGAUAUGGCUUCUGUGUCCUGCCACCAAGGGCUCUAGUAUAAUGUAUAGAAAUUUUGUUCAUCCAUGGCUGAGCUGUAGAGAAGAGGAAAUUGAUGAAUACAUUGCUCGAGCUAAAGAGCAGAGUUACGCAACUGUCUUACAGCUUGGUACGAAAGGAAUUAACUAUGCCAGCACAGUUAUAAUGCAGACUGCCUUAAAAGGUGGCGGUGGCAUCAUGAGUCAGCUGAAGAGAAGUUAUAGUUUAGGCGAUAUCAGUGACACUAAUGACGCUCCUGAACGACUGAUUAGUAGAGGAGAUUCCGUUGACUCAGGAUCAGUUUCUGCAAGGAGACCAAUCAAAAAGUCUAAUGCAGGAAGUCAAGCUAAUUUAUAUUUUCCUGCCAUGGACGUGGAUGUAAAUUCUGUUCAUGUGCCAGAAUCUGAUGUCCUUGUAAGCAAACAAAUCCAAUCAGUAGAUGACAUAAGCUCAGGUUAUUGUAGUACUGACUCAGUGUUUCCUGCUGAGUCUGAGUUGCAAUCCAACUCACCUCUAACUAGAACAGGCUCCUUAGGAUCAUCAAGGAUUCGAACUAGAGCGCUAUCUGGAGCUUCAAAAAGGACACCCUCACAGGAAGAAAUUUUGCCAAACAAGAUGAAUUUUGAUUGGAAUAUUUGUCAGUCUGCUCUCCAACUUUCAACUAUUAUCGAUAGUGAUGAUCUAUCAACUUCAAAUCCAGGGUACGCAACGCUACCAAGAAGCAGCAGUCGAAGAGCACCUCGAAAGAAGAUCACCUAAACUGUUCAUGAAGCCAAGUAGAAUAUGUUUCAAUUUUAAUCAUUCACUUCCUUUUGUAACUAUUACUUCAUCAGUGAAGUUAGUUUUCUCAUGAAGAACGGUACAAGAAAAAGGUCUUGCGAGUGUGCUUUGGAUCUUAUUGUCAACUUUUUGUUCUUAGUUGUAAAAUUUUGCUUUUUUCCAUCACAGAGAAAAAAGGAUCUAUGUAUUUCAGGACUGGAAUCAUGAUUAGAGAAGAAAUAAUUAUUUUCUGUGUAAAGUGGUUGUAACGUAUGUUGAAUCAGUUUAUUUUUUAAUUUGUUGCUUUGUUUUGAGUUUUUCCCCCUUGACUUUAACCUUUUUGACCGUACCUCAGUAAGAGAUUCGUCUAAUAAAAAUUAAGUCCGUGAUAGUUUCUGAAGGCUUCCAUGUUAAGUAAAAACUGUGGUUCUCCCCGUAAAAUUUGAAUGUUUUUUUCAGACAUAUCACACCUAAACAAGGCAACUUUUGCAACCCAUAUUAGCACAUUAUUGCAUUCUAUUUUAUAUCAUGGUGCGCUUUGCCUCAAAAACUUACAAAAUCUGAAGUGGACUUCAGCGUUUAUUGCGAAGAAUAGUUGUAGAACUUUAACUUACCAAGUUGUAUGUUCUGAUAAUAGUCUACCCAGCAUGAGUUCUACCAAAUAUAACUUAUGUGUUUUUUCAUUUAUUGGUUAAAUCUCUAAGAGCAAUUGCUGUAAGUAAAUCGCCUUUCUGUCCAUGAAAGCAUGUUAAUGGUUUCAGAAAUGGUUCAGGGAAUCAUGUGACUUCGCCAAUAAAUUGUUACGAAUCUCCUCCUGAAUCUCGAUUAGGCUGGAUGCCACUUCAUUCAGGUCAAAACCACUUUUUUCUGAAAUGUUCCUGUUUCAAAAGUGUACAUAGGUGUAUCCAAGCCUGUAGUCUUUUGCGUUGCGUAAGCAAUCGGUAGUUUAUUCUGUAGGGUAUUUUAGAAUCUAGUCAUCAUUUGGGAGACUGGUGGUUUUCAGUUUCAUUAGUUCCUUCUUGUAAUUUUGUCCCUGUAUUUUUCUCCCUUCAGAAGGAAGUUUUUUUAUUUAAUCAAAAGUUUAUGUUAGUUUGCAUCCCUUCUCCCCCUCUUUUCCUUUCCAUUUGGUUAAUUUUAUUUAAAGCAAAUACUUUUUGUCAUAAUAAUCCUUUGUCUCAUCAUGAAAUCCUUGCAAUUUAUCUGGAGAUGUGUUGUAUUUAGAAGCAGGUUUUUUUUUGUUUUAUCAAAAGGUAAUGAUGUUUUAGUUCUCUUGUAAAAUUGUGUUUUUAAAAAUUUUAUUUGAAUCAUACUGAUUUGUAUAAUUUAUACCAACCUUAAGCAUAAGCUGUUUAUAUUUUUUCAUGCAUAAGAUUUUUUAGUUACGUAUUUGCAAUUUAGUAUUUUAUUUAUCAAAGAUAAUUUGUUUUAAUCACUCAUAUUUGUGUGUUUAAUUUUUAAGUUUUUUGACCCUUCCCUCCUUAUUUUUUUCACAAGUGAGUAAAUAGCCAAGAGCCUAAGACUUCUAAUUGUAUGAUAAUCCUACUUUAAAAUUAAAAGUAAUGGACUUUGGCAGGUCUGAAAGACUCUCUCUGCAUUCCUUUUUUAAUGAGGAGUUGCUCAAAUUUUGGACUGAACCAUAAAGAUCUUAGAAUGACAGUCUUCUCAUUUUUCAUCAGGAAAGAGGACAGAGAAACUCCUUGAAGUGUCAUGUUUUCCGCUUAUUUUGUUUAGCAGAAUAUGUUUCAUUUUACCCUCAAAAAAGUGUUAUGCAUUUUUAUUUUAUAAGUUUUCUCACCUUUCAUCAUUAUCUCUAGUACUUUGUAUUCAGGAUUAUUUUCCAUACAUAUGUCUUCUGGAUUAAUGUUACAUAUUUUCUUUUCAAGAAGCUGUGUUGACUCGACUUUUUUUAUAAUCAUAAAAUGAUUUCUAGCACAAUAAAUAUUUUGAGGCCUUCUGUUUGUUAUUGACAAAGAAUCAUAAAUCAUUGUUCAUUGUUUACCUAUAAAUCUCGAAGUAAAACUUAUUUUCCUGACAGCCAA
Molecule: messenger RNA, 3235 nt
Organism: Bemisia tabaci
Lineage: Eukaryota; Metazoa; Arthropoda; Insecta; Hemiptera; Aleyrodidae
Source: RefSeq, a predicted model, not a curated record